CUGAUUGGAAGAGCUCUCGAUAGGUUCGGCCUUGGGUGCCAAAUUCUGAAAAUUUUGAAGAAUUUCCAGAAUUUGUGCAAGAUUGAUCGGCUGAUUUUUCGGGUCAGAUUCCUCUGUGUUUAUGGAACUGCCCGUUUGAGGAGUUUUAUCGGACAUUUUUUUUAUGGUAUAUGAUGAAUGCUGCGUUUCAUUCAAUUGUUUGAUCGAAUGAUGGCUCUGAUACCAUAUUAGAAAUAUUAGAAUAAAUUCACAGCAUAAUAUUCAUCUUAUUCAAUUCAUCAUCAAAUGAUGAGUAUAUAUAUUACAAAGUGAAUAAUCUAGACAAUCAAGGAAGGUAAGUGGAAGAUAAUAAAAUAUCUUUGAUUGGUAAUUUGAUUCCAAUCAAGGAUAUUAUCCUAGUCAUCAAUAUUAUUCCUUUGUUUGACACUAUUCUUUGUUUGACAUUUCUAACAUAUACUUCAUACUUUAUCCCCUGCAUACUAAAGAAUUGAACUCAUGGGUCUACCUAGUAAGUCGCAGCAGUCGUCUGAUCUGUGCACUUCAACCAUUUAAGUGACAAAAUGCUAAAACCUAAAAGUGUUCAUUUCUAACAACUGAUGUUUAUUACGGAGUACUACUAUAUAAUUAUAGACCAAAUAAUGAACAUAAAGACAGUUUAAUAUUUGAACGUAGACUGGAAUGAUUUUUUCAGAGUCAUAUUAAGCUGCUUUAAAUUUGACUUUUAAUUGGUUGCAUAACUCUCAUUUAUCAUUUAUGUUGCUGUCUAGUCUCUACCUUUAUUGGGUUGCUGUUGUAAAUUGGGAUCACUUAUUUAACAUAAUUUUUUUAAAAAUUCGGUUCAGUUUUUCCUAGAGCUGAUGAAAGUUCCAAGGGUAGAAUCCAAGCUCAGAGUCUUUUCCUUUAAAAUCCAAUUCUGUUCCCAGGUUUCUGAUUUAAGAAAAAGUUUAAAUAUUGUGAACUCUACUGCUGAAGAGGUCAGAAAUUCUGUGAAGUUGAAAAGAAUUAUGCAGACAAUUCUAUCCCUGGGCAAUGCUUUGAAUCAUGGGACUGCAAGGGGUUCUGCUGUUGGAUUUCGGUUAGAUAGUCUUCUAAAGCUGACCGAUACACGUGCUCGUAAUAACAAGAUGACUCUAAUGCACUAUCUCUGUAAGGUUCUUGCUCAUAAGCUACCAGAAGUAAUGGAUUUUCCUAAUGACCUUUUGAGCUUAGAGGCUGCAACAAAGAUACAACUAAAAUAUUUGGCAGAGGAAAUGCAGGCCAUCAGCAAGGGGAUGGAGAAAAUUCAACAAGAACUCACUGCCUCAGAAAAUGACGGCCCUGUGUCUGAGAGUUUCUGCACUACAUUAAAGAAUUUUCUUAGCUACGCUGAAGGUGAAGUGAGAUCUCUCGCUACCUUGUAUUCUGGAGUGGGAAGAAAUGCUGAUGCUUUGGCUAACUAUUUUGGAGAAGAUCCCGCCCGUUGCCCAUUUGAACAAGUUGUAUCAACUCUGCUGAAUUUCGUAAGGAUGUUUAAAAAAGCUCACGAAGAAAACUGCAAACAGCUUGAGUUUGAGAGGAAGAAGGCUGAAAAGGAAGCAGAAAACGAGAAGGCCCAACUAAACGCUUCGAACCAACAGAUGGGAAAUGAAAAGAUGAAGAAGAGUAAUUCCUCCAUAGGCACCGCCGCGGAACAUCAUUUGAUAGAAACAACAUAGAGCACAAGUUCCUGUUGGUUUGAGUCCAUUCUUCGACUGUUGCAAAAUGCAAAGGCAUAUGGUGGCUUGAAAGAGAGUUCAGCCAAUUGGGAAGAUAAAAUACCACUUGUUUCGCACAAAUGAAGACCAUUUUUUCUAUCGCUGUAGAUGUGGAGUUGCGAAGCGACGUAGGCGCGGGCCCCACACGCGAGAGACGGUUUUUAAGGAUUGGUCAAUGUAAGUAAAUACUUGCUCCAGUGUUGGUUAGAGGUUUGAACUAGUCUCCUGAUGUGUGUUAGCAUUUCAUUUCUGGUUUUAGAUGUGUAAAUGUUGUCAAAGCUGGUGUGUCUCAAAUCCCCAUUCUUGCAUUGUCUAUAUUUUUUUGUUGCCUAAAAAGGGUUUCAUCUCCCAAAACAAUACAUUUCAGUGGUUGAAUGUUGUCUGGUCAACACUUUGUCAAGUUUGAUGUAAUAUGUGAUGUAACACGUUUGGUUCAACCCAGAUAUUAGGUUGUACAUUUAUUAUUUUUCGUAUCAAUAUUUUGGAGUAGUGUGUAUUCUUCGUAAUUGUAUGUACUUAUAAGUGGUAGA
Molecule: messenger RNA, 2263 nt
Organism: Cuscuta campestris
Lineage: Eukaryota; Viridiplantae; Streptophyta; Magnoliopsida; Solanales; Convolvulaceae
Source: the annotation of a GenBank genome assembly